AUGGCAGCGCCCGAGGUUAAAAGCUGUUGUACGUGUCUUGGUAAAAUCAACGGCAAAAACUAUCGCCAAGUCAGUUCAUCUGCAAGCAGAUAUCAAUAUAACGAUAUUUUUGCAAGUAUUAACGUUUCACCUACUGGAUUUUGUUGUAACUUGUGUGUGAAUAUUCUUAAUAGAAUCCGAAAAUGCACUGAGGAUGAAACGACAAUCGGUCGUAAAUUAGCGGCCGAGAAAAGAGAACUUUUGCAAAAGUUUGAGCAAUUGCCAGGUGUUGUAAAAGCACAAUCAACGCAACAUGUUACUCCAACUGCAUCAAAACCAGGUUCAACAAAGCGUACAAUUUCUUCACCAAGUGGUGUUACACCAAAAAGUAAGAAGUCUUUGUUUCGAACACCACAGAAGAUCACAACCCCAAAGAGACCUAGCAUUACUCACUGUGGACCAAAAAUGGUGGAUGCAAGCACAGAAACUGUGACUACAUGUACAAGAAAGCCAUUUGAUGUGAAGGUACACAUUGAAAUAUUAGGAGAUAACUUUACCAUUACCAUUUCACCAUCACAUAUGACUAUGGAAAAACAGCGGAAAAGUCUCCACUGGUUCUUAACUAUGGUAAAGCAAAUCAGAGUGACAUAUGAACAUCUAAACUUGCCAACACCUGUUCCUCAGCAGCAGCCCAUUCUGGAAAUACCUCCCCAUACUUGGGUCCCUUCAGUUGCCCAAAUGGAAUCACUGGAACAGAACUUUAUUUUCCAUAUUUCAAAGGUACUUCUCAAGUACUUUGAAUUUCUGCAACCAGUGAAGGAUGUAUAUCCAGCAUAUAUAGACCACCCUUAUACAGAAAUAACAAAAAAGAAAUCAGUGAUAUUCAACUGUGACCUAAUUGACUCAAGUGAAAAUUCAUCCCAAGGUAUGAUCAAUAUUUUGCAAAAGGUGCAUGAAUUGGUUGUUCCUCAUUCAGAUGGCAGAGUAGUGCAAAAACUUGUAUUUGGAGGAGAUGUCCUUACUAAUGAAAGGGCUUUCUCGGCACAGCAGGCAAUGCAGAAUGGUGAUACAGAGUUUCACUGUUUGUUUGGAAUUGUACACAAACCAGAAGGACUUCACAGAGAAUUCAACUUCCUAUUAGUAAUAAGGAGUUAAAAUUUGGACUGUUUGUUAUUAUUAGUUCAUGUAAGUUUGGUUUCAGUUACCUUGGUUGAAUUAAGUUUUAUUUCUUGUUUACAUUGAAACAAAACCUGCAUUAUAAAAAUUGUAUUUCUUCAUAAAGGCCAAUUAUGACUCUGAAAUAUUUUUUUUUACUUCUUUAAAAAGGGUUAACAUGAAUUUUAUAUAAAAGUAAACAAAAAAUUAAAAAGCUUUGAGUAAUGAAAUUAAAAUGAUUUCUUAGGUUCAUGUAUA
This is a messenger RNA of Ruditapes philippinarum (Manila clam), 1392 nucleotides long. RefSeq lists its product as uncharacterized. The transcript is spliced from 3 exons. NCBI's taxonomy places the organism in Eukaryota, Metazoa, Mollusca, Bivalvia, Venerida, Veneridae. The coding region runs from base 1 to 1134 and encodes 377 amino acids. The record is from RefSeq and is a predicted model, not a curated record.